GAGCAAACAGCUGAUGCAUUUAAGCAUGUUCCCCAGUUCUACAGCCAUGAGGGGGGCCUGCAGGACAGCUCACAGGCAGAAAGCAUACAGGCUAGCCAGGAAAUCCUGUGUGCUGGAAUCUCCAGGCCCACCCCUGAGGAGAAGAAACCCCAAACCUCCAGAAGCUUGCUGAGGCUGAGGAGACGGGCGAAGGCUCGGGUGUCAGGGGACAGGGGAUCGGUGUGUGAGGUGCUGCUAAGCAGCACUGGUGAAACGGUGACAAAUCAAGUUGCCAGUACAGGGGAACUUCGGUCACCAGUCUUCAGGCAAAGCAGUGUCUCAGCCACUGAGGAAACUGCGCCGAGAGCGGCAGGACCAGCACAUGUGCAGAGAGAAGAGAACGGUUUCACUCCUCCCAGUGCAGCAUCGGGAGCCACACAAGCCUCUGUCCCGCCAGGAGCACCUGAGCUCUUCCCACAUGCCCUGCAGGGCUGCAGCAGCGUCUGGCAGCCUGAAUCCCAGGGUGCUGUGCCCACAUCUGACGACCCUGAGCCUGCACAGCCAUGUUCAGAGAACAGAGACUCUGCUUUAGGUGACGUCAGUGGUGAUGGAGGAAAAGAAUCCCCCAGUAUAAUAAGACAAACGUCUGGUGAGAGUACGUGUGAAGAUCAGGGGGAAUUAUGUAGGCUCUUGGAUUUAAUGUCAGAAAAUGAAGUAUUGUCUCCUGACGGAAAUAAGACUGAAACUAACGAGACCAAAAGCCACGAAGGGAAUCAGAGUGACACUAGUAGCUUAGAUCCCUUUCCGACAGCUCUUGCUGUGGGUGGUGUUGAAGAACUGCUGGAGAAUCAACAGCUUGAAACUCAGUCGAGACUUUCUCCUCCGGAAAAGGCGGCAGCUCCUGGAAGCGCCCUGAGCUCGUGCACAGUGGUUGAAGGGCUUCUCUUCCCGGUUGAAUACUACGUCAGGACAACUCGGCGCAUGUCCAGCUGCCAGAGGAAGGUGGACCUCGAUGCUGUAAUCCUCAGCCAGCUGGGCAGGAGCAAGAAGGGUCAGCGAAGUAAGUGCAAGCCCAGAGAUGCAAAUUCGGAUCAGCCCUCCCAAGAAAGAGCUGAAAAUUAUUUGGAGUUGGGGGUUGUGCCGUUCCCCUGUCUUGGUGCAGAAAAUGAUCCAGCAAAUUUGGGUAGUCCUCAGGGAUCUCUUCCUGCCUCCAGCGGCAGCAGCGCUUCCCUUGGAUCCAUUUCCCAGAGCAGUAUCACUAGCACAGGGCAAGAUCGGAGACGAUCACAGAGGAAGCAGAAAGGAAGAAGAAAGUCUGCCAGCAACCCCCCCGCGCUCCUGGUGUCACCAGAACUCAUCGAGAGCCUGGAUGUUGGCAUGGCGAGGGAAGGCAGUAGUCUGCUGACGAGUGAGUGUCAGAGCCAAAAGGAAAACUGUCAUGCUGGUCUUGGAAAACCACCUUCAGAUGAGAGAAAGUUCUCUGCUGCUGCAGCUCUUGGGGCUGCAGAGACAGGAGUGGCUGGUGCUGUAGAGACAACGAGUGCGGAUCCUCCUCCGGGGGGGAGCCAAGUGCUGGACAAGUGCCGUAAGACUCCGUUAGAACAGUCUCAAAGGCCACUCCAGAACAGCAGCUCUCUGCCCCCAGGGAACGGAGCUUCUCCCAUCCACGCAGGAGAUCUGGAAGCCAACUUCCAUGUGUGCCAGGCUGAUGGAGAGCCAGCGGAGCCUGUGGGGAAUGAGCAGGUACCCGGAGCCUGCAGGGCCGAGCUGCUCCCCGCAGCUAACGUCCCCCUGCGCCGCUCCCUGCGUUGCGCUGCGAGACAGAGAGCAGGACGGCACGUGGCAAAAGGUCCAGAGAGUCCUGAGGGUCCUUCUCUUGGCCUCCCUGCUGUGGACCUCGAUACCUGUGGCUCUCUCUUCUCCUUCCGCAGCUUCCAGUGGCUGGCCCCCAGGCUGGGUGUCACUGACUUCCACUUACCUGAUGAGGAAUUUGGACUACUAAAACUUGACAGAGUAGAAUCUUCCCCCAUGAAUGACUUGGAGGUGUUUGUUCCGAGUGUGUUUGGAGAUGGGCUGGCAUCAGAGGACACACAGGGUGCACAAACCAAUCUGGAAGAAAAAGGCCUCAGGAGUGAUUUGACUUCGCCUUUCAAAACCGCGUUGCCCAAUUCACCUCCCGCAGAAAGCCCAGCUCCCAAGAAGGAACUUUCCACCCACGAAUUGCUGUUUACUCCCAUGGGGACUGUCUUAGCUGGUGCUCCCACUCAGUCCGGGUCCCAGAUUUCCUCAUGUGUGUUCCCUGCCGUGGGUGCAACCCCGGCUGUGUCACCCUCAGUGCACAGUGAGGUGUCCCCCAAGACACCUUCCAUCCCUCCGAGCCUGCAUUCCUCCAACAGAGCAUCUUCCCAGGGCGUGCAGGAUGGAGGGUGCAAAGGCUCUGCCAUCCUACUGCACUUAGACCACUGUGGUGCAGGACCUGCUAGACAAGAGGAGGAGCAAGGUCCAGUGUUUCCUGCAGCAGCUGAAAGAGGUCCCAGUAAUAACUGCGAUGGGGCUGUGGCCUUGGAGAAGCACCAGCACUCCGAGAGCAAACAGCAGGGAUCCGGCAGAGCUUCUCCUGAGCAGGAAAAAGCUGUAGCAGAACAGUCAGCUCCGGUACUGCUUGAUGGCCUGAGAGAAGAGAGCUUGCAGCUUGUAUCAAAGCUAAAGGAUUGUUCGAGUUCCUGCGCCGUGGAUGUGAGCACCGCGUGGUGGGAGGCAGCGGGCUGCAGAGAGCUCUGUGUGGUGACAGCCUGCGAGAGCUCUGUCUCCCUGUGGAAACCCCUGGGGCCUGACCGCUGGGCAAGGGUCCACACGUGGCAGCUCGGAGAGAUUCCUGUAAUACAGAUUGUUCCUCUGCCAGACUCCUGCAAUCUCGUGUGUGUAGCACUGGGAGACUUGGAGAUUGGAGAAAUAAGGCUCCUGCUUUAUUCUUCUGAGAAUGACUCAUUCAAGCAAUCACUAGUGAGAACUGGAAACAUAAAAGCUGUUCUUGGGCUGAAGGACAGGAGGCUGGUCAGCAGCAGCAGGACCGUGCAGGAGCAGCACGUGGAAAUAGUGUCCUUUUCAGAGACAGGAAGGAGCAGGGAUGGACAGACUUUGAUGGCCCCUGAAGAGACCGUUUCAGCUUUUGCUGAAGUGGAAGGAAUGAGGGAUGCCCUGGUUGGCACCACUGCAGUGAACAGCGUUGUCGUUUGGAAUCUGAGAACAGGCCAGCUCCUGAAGAAGAUGCACGUUGGUUAUUCCUACCCAGCUUCCAUCUGCCAUCGAGCCUAUUCCGACUCCGGCCUCCUCUUUGUGGUUUUGAGCCAUCCACACGCCAAAGAGAGUGAGUCCUGUGGAAACCCUGCGUUCCGAGUGGUGGCGUUCAACCCCAGCACAGCCAGGAGCAGGGGGGUGCUGGCCUCCUCCCUCCCGCCUGGGCACACUGGAAGGUACCUGGAGGGUGACGUGAGGGGCGCCUUGGCCGCAGCCGUGCUGACAUCGGGUGCCGUGGCGGUGUGGGACCUGCUCCUGGGCCAG
This is a messenger RNA of Nestor notabilis (Kea), 3540 nucleotides long. RefSeq names its product partner and localizer of BRCA2 (gene PALB2). Gene Ontology annotation, molecular function: protein binding; DNA binding. The annotation marks the transcript as partial. The record is from RefSeq and is a predicted model, not a curated record. Gene Ontology annotation, biological process: double-strand break repair via homologous recombination. The transcript is spliced from 9 exons. Lineage: Eukaryota; Metazoa; Chordata; Aves; Psittaciformes; Psittacidae. Gene Ontology annotation, cellular component: nucleoplasm.